Molecule: messenger RNA, 756 nt
Organism: Eutrema salsugineum
Lineage: Eukaryota; Viridiplantae; Streptophyta; Magnoliopsida; Brassicales; Brassicaceae
Exons: 1
Coding region: 1-756 (251 amino acids)
Source: RefSeq, a predicted model, not a curated record
AUGACUGACUUCAAGCCAACUAAGAUCUCUCUAAUCCUAGCAGAUCGAUCUAAAAGAAUCCCAAAAGGUGUCUUGGAAGAUGUUCCGAUUAAAGUUGGUGAUUGCAUAAUUCCUACAGAUUUCGUGGUUCUGGAAUAUGGAGAGGAACCCAAAGAUCCUCUUAUCCUGGGAAGAUCGUUUUUAGCUACAGCUGGAGCAGUAAUUGAUGUCAAGCAUGGUAACCUUGAUCUCCACCUGGGAGAUACCAUCAUGACUUUCAAGAUGGAAAAGCUGAAGGAUCCCACCAUAGAUGGUCAGACAUUCCAAAUCAGUGCAAUACCUGAAGUGAUAGUUGGAGAUCAGAACGUGUUUGAUGUUGAGAAGGUGAGAGAUCAACCUGAGUUGACGAAAACGUCUACAGAACCAGUGACUGCUGUUGAUCAGGAAGCUCCAAACAUUGCACUCCAUCCAUCUCCACCAAAGCAAAGGUACGCACUUCUUGAGCCUAAUCCUAAUUCUUGCGAUAUCAUCAAAACUGAUUUGAAAGAUGCAGAUUCGGUCUCUCGACGCAAGCUACGAGAUUAUCGUAGAACACUUGGUUUUUCUAUUGAUGAUAUUGCAGGGAAUAGGUUGAAGCCACCCAAACACAGAUCUCACCCUGGUGCUAUUCCUGUAUUCCUUGGACGACCUCAUGCGCACAACGCUUACACACUACCAUGGAUGAGACGAAUUUCACAGAGGCACUCUUUGCCACUGCCUGAUCCACCAGAUGCAUAG